Trichoderma gamsii is the source of this 2568-nucleotide messenger RNA. RefSeq lists its product as hypothetical. The transcript has a single exon. Gene Ontology annotation, molecular function: protein binding. Lineage: Eukaryota; Fungi; Ascomycota; Sordariomycetes; Hypocreales; Hypocreaceae. Bases 1 to 2568 code for a protein of 855 amino acids. The record is from RefSeq and is a predicted model, not a curated record.
AUGCACGCAUCUCGCAGCAUCUGCUCAAGAUGCGCCUCUCAGAUCCACUCACUGCAAACCCGGCGUCUCGGCGGCACGGCGCUGUUUGCCUCUUUGAGCGACGCCGCAGGUCUCUCUAACGCUGGAUCAAACUCAUCAAGAUCAACAACUCAUGGUAAACAUCAAGAGGCUUCGGGACAAAAGCCACGCAGCUACAAUUAUGGCACAUCGAAAAGAAAUCCGAGGAGAGUCUUCAAUGGAGGUUCCGGUUCUGGCUUCGCAAAGAAAGGACCCCUCAGAGCCUCAGAAGACUCUGCCAUCGCUCUCUUCAAAGAUGUAGUCAAUCCAGAGACGAAAACAGCAAAGCCACAACCGUCUCCCCUUGGCGAACUGGAAAUUGCAGCAAAGAUCAAAGAACUAUCCAACAAAAAGAUUGAUGCCCUUGAAAAGCUGAAUGUUUUCCAGAAAACCAUCUCGCCGCACUUAGAGGGGUACUACGGACAAAUGCCCAAACAUUUACUCCUCUCCGCAUCUCAAUUCCUGGAAAAGACCUGCGAUGAAGUUACCGAGCGUGGCUAUACCGGCCACAGCAUUGAGCUCUCCAAGCUGUAUAGCAACAUAGGAAAGACGGAUCUCGAUAUUAGGAAUCAGCUCGUCCUCAACCUCUGUCAUGCCAUCCUCUUUCAGAAGCGAGAGUCGGCAGACCGUGCGAAGCUGAUGAAUGAACUCAUCGGCCUGUGGAAACACAUCUCUCAGCUUCGUCGCAGGAGUCAAGAGCAUGAACCUCUCAAAUUCUCCUUUCCUCAGGUUCAAGAUGUCCGGCGAGACAUUGCCGAUGGCAAAGCGACCAAAACGCAUCUUCAUCCCACGACUAGAUCAUUGGCCGCUCUAUUCCUCCAAUUCACCCCGGACCAGGCCCGCGACAUUAUUCCAGGCCUCUUGACUACUCUUGCUAUUCUCUCAGAUCCAAGAUUUAUCAGAUCCGGGACAUACACAACCAUGGCCCCUCUCUUGAAUCUACUAGCUAUAGCACUGGGAAACAAAGAGGGUGUGCCUGAGUCCUACAUAUCCGGAGUAUACAGCGAUCGUAUUCGGUUCCCCUCGACCAAACUCUCUGAGAUCCAAUCCUACGUCGUCCAGCAAUGGCCUCAAACAAUGGAGAUGCUGCAGAAAGAAGACGCACCGUGGCAUUCAAACUCAUCGCCAAUCUUCAAUGCUCUCCACAAACAGCUCCGGCAGGCAUACAACGCCCGCGACAAUGGCACCGUAUACUCCAUCUGGCAAGAUUUCAAGGGCCGUCUAGACCGGAAACCAGGUCUCGCAAAGCAGCUGCGCAACAACGCUGAAUUCCUUGACUUUUGGAUAUUCGUCUGGUGCGCGUUCCGCCGCCAUCGAGAUUUGCAGGAGACGUUUGACUUGAUGCAGCGACUGCAGAUAUACCCUACCAUCAAGACCUACACAGGUAUGAUGCACGGCUGGAAGAUAUGCAAGGAUACAGACAAAAUCGAGGCACUUUGGACGAAACUAGCAGGUUCGGGCAUGAAGCUCGACACCGUCAUCUGGACAGAGCGCAUCUCCAGUCUUAUCGAGGCUGGAAAGCCGCAAGCUGGAAUCGAGGCACUUGCUGAAAUGCUCGCUCUAUGGAAGACGGCAGUCCAGAACAAUGCUCAGCAUACAGCCGCGCAGCCCACCAUUGAGGCCGUCAACGCAGCUUUCAAGGGCCUCAUCCAAGUCGACCGCAAAGCCGCCUUUGACGUGCUCAAGUGGGCAGGCCGCGAGCAAAUCGAGCCCAACGUCCGCACAUACAACAUCAUCAUCCGCCAGAGCUUCCGCGACGGCUCUCCCGACGAAGUGCAGAACUUGCUAAAAGUCAUGUCCGAGAACAACAUCGAGCCUGACUCUGCCACAUUCACCAUCAUCCUCGAGGAAGUCAUCGGCGGAAUGGGUCCCGCCCCAGCCGCCGACCAAGUCGAAGCCGUCCACCUCGUCUUCCAGGACAUCGCCAAGGCCGGCCUGCGCCCCAAUCAGGAAACCUACGGCAAGAUGCUCUACGCCGUGUCGUCCCUCGCCAACGGCACCGACGAGGCCAUCGACGCCGUGCUCAAGCACAUGCGCCAGGACGACUUCAAAGUGACCCCCCACAUGGUCACCAUCCUCAUCGAGCGCGCCCUCAACCGCGACCCGCCCAACAUGAAGGACAUUGACACGCUCCUCCUCGAGCACGGCUUCUCGCACGUCGGCGUCGGCGACCAGACCCUUUGGGAGCGCGUCAUGAGCGCAAACGCCAUCACCGGCAACACGGAUCGCGCAAUGGCCGUGUUUGAGGACCUACAGAAGGCGAGACGGCCGGUGACGUCGCUGCCGUGCCUGACAGAUCUGCUGUGGGCGCUGCUGGCGAGGGAGAAGCGCGACGAGGCAAGGCGCGUGGUGGACGUGGUGCUGGAGUAUAAGACGAAGGAUAGGGACUGGGAGGGAGAGUCCAAGGACAACAGGUACUGGAAGCAUCAUUUCUGGUUUUUGGCGGAGGAGAGGGGGUUGCUUGAGGGGAGGGAGGUGCCGGAUGUGCUGAGGACGAAUUUGCGUGGAUAG